AUGGCUCAAUUAAGUUGUAGCCAAAAUGCAGACCUGCCAAAUGGAGCCAUUGCCCACAGCCCACAAGGUUUGUGUUCAGACCUGGAUACACUCAGAAUCAAAGACGACGCAGAGGAGGAAGAAGAUGAUGAUGAUGAGGUGGAGCUGGCAGAGGAGGUUGGGGAAGAUGUUUUGAUGGUUGCUGAAGCAGAACAAACUGGAGAUGAAAGUAAAGAAGACGAUGAUUGGCAGAAAGGAGAGAUUACACAUGUGACCCUGUUAUCAGAAAUAGGGGAGGGGGAGGAUGAAUGUGAAGUACUGGAAGAAGAGGGGGAUGGAGAAAUGGGAGAUGGACAUCAAGAAAUAACAACCACACUGACAACAGACAAAGAAUCUGAAGAUACAAAGAUGGCUGAAAAUCUGUCUCUUUCUCCUCUAUUGGUUGUGGUUGAACGAGGGAAACGGCAAAUAUUAAACAGCAAUGGAGAUGAUGAAAAAGACGAGGAAACUGAAGAAAACAAACAAGGUGGAGAAACAGCAAGCGCAGGAACAGAUGUAAGGCAGGAAAACGUGGACGGAGGCUCCGACGAUCACGCGUCCUGUCUUCAGGACAGAGGUACUUCUGUGUGGGAGUCAAGAACUGGUUCCAAUACCUGUACUGGUGACCAAGGCGAAACAGAAGCUGCUGCUUUGCCCACUGCUGGCAACGUAACAGAGGUUAAUCUGAACAUAGAGGUGGAUCCUUUUUCUUCUGGAAUAAAUGAACAGGCCAGCAUCCAAGCUUCAGCUCUGGGCUCUGAUCACAUACCAGUCGAUAGAGUUGUUACAGCUGAAGAGGCCAAUCAAACCUACCAGUUAGAUACUGAGAGUCCAAAUGAAAUAAAAAACAAUGAUGGAGAAGAUCCCUCAGAAUCCAUGAAACAGGAGGUUGUUAUUGAUAAUCUUACAUGGCAAUGCCAGGAAGUCCAGGAGUGUGUAAAUCAUGGCUACGAGUUCCCCGUGAGAGCAGGAACCAAUCAAACGGCACAAGAACCAGAGCUGACGGCCCUAACUUCUGAAGAACAGCCACAGUCAGAUGGAGACACUAAAGCUAAAAGGAUUGAAGACGUCACCCAGAAGGAGCAAGCAGAAGAGCAAGUUAACAACCUGGCAGAGAUGGACGGGGGAGGAAAGAGUUCAGAAAUGGACGAGACGAUAGCCAAUAAUGUUGCUGGAGAGUUAAUGGGCCAAGAAGAGCACAGAACAAGAGAUGAUCUAGAAAUGCAAGAAGAAGUCCAAGCUAUAGCAGCUCCUCCAGAACCAGUGGGCCAGACUGGAGAAGAGGUACAUACAGACACAAAGGACCAGGUGGAGGAAGCUUCUCUAUCUGAGAAAGGCAUCGAGGUGAAGCUUGACGGGACAGAAGGAGAGGACAAAUCUGAGGAAAACGAAUCCACAACAGAAGGAGGAAGUGCUUUACAAGAGCAUCCUUUGCAGCUCCUGAAAGAAGCCGACACAGUUUGGAGAAACAACACAAAAGAACAUCCACAGACAGAGAUGCUUGUAGAGUUUGAGACUGGAGGAGGAGCAGAAGAAGAGUCAAUGGAAGGAGAAGUGGAGAUGGCAGAAGAGCCGGUCACCGUUCUUGAUGAUGAGACUGAAACGAUGGAGGAGACGCCCAGUGAAAAAUCAGAAGAAGUACAUCCUUUCACCAUUAUGAGCGGUUCUGAUGAUGCCAUAGAGAAGAUAACAGAUGAAGAUCAUCAAGUGCUGCCAGGAGACGAGGCCAUGCUGGGUAAAGAGGACAUGGAGACACAGGACGUGAAGCUGAAAGUGCACAACAGUGAGGCAGAUCUAAAUGAGAGCAUUAAAACACUGGAGCAAACCAUGGAGAAUGGGUUCUUGUGUCCUGAGCCACAAGGUCUUAGGAAAGACGAACUGGGGAAAGUAAAAGUGCUGUCACCCAGGAGAAAAGAUAGCGACUGGAUUAAAACAGAUCAGCCAGAAGAAGAGAAGACUGCUGCUGAAAGGAAGGACUGGAGUAAAGAGCGGCGGCACAUCAAAAAAGAGUUGUGGGAGAAUGAGUGGGGAAGGAAAGAGUGGGUGGAUAAAGAAACGUCAGCAGAAAAGAUCCGUUCACCGAGGAAGGCGGAUUGGAUAAAUGAGCUGAAGUCAGUCAUCAAAGACGAAUCCCUGCCCAAAAAGAAAGACGAGCAGGUGAAGAAAAAGAGAGUGGUGCUGCUGGAACAUGGCUGCUCAUACGUCCCUCAGCGGGAGGCGAUGACGGCAGAGGCGAGGGAAGAGAUCAAGGUGACGUCCGACAGGAGAGCGGACAGUCCUGUGGUCCCUGUGGACAGCAAAACACUGGACAACCAACCCUAUGAAAUCGCCCUGUAUGUCAAGGCAGGAAGUGAUGGGCAGAGCAUCGGAAACUGUCCUUUCUCUCAGAGACUCUUCAUGAUCCUGUGGCUAAAAGGAGUCAUUUUUAAUGUCACCACAGUCGACCUGAAGCGGAAGCCGGCUGACCUCCACAACCUCGCUCCAGGGACCAACCCUCCUUUUGUGACCUUUAAUGGUGAAGUCAAGGUUGAUGUCAACAAGAUAGAAGAGUUCUUGGAGGAGAAACUAACUCCACCCCGAUAUCCCAGACUGGCCCCCAAACAUCCUGAAGCUAACACAGCUGGCAUCGACAUCUUUGCCAAAUUCUCAGCGUACAUCAAAAACACAAGAAAAGACACAACAGCUGCCUUACAGAAAGCUUUGCUGAAGUCUCUUCAGCGCCUUGAUGACUUCCUCAGGACUCCCCUGUCUGAAGAGAUCGAUGCUGAUGUCUUAGGAGAUGUGCCAGAGUCAACCAGGAGCUUC
Neolamprologus brichardi is the source of this 2823-nucleotide messenger RNA. The record is from RefSeq and is a predicted model, not a curated record. NCBI's taxonomy places the organism in Eukaryota, Metazoa, Chordata, Actinopteri, Cichliformes, Cichlidae.